AUGUCGAUCGCUGCAUCGGAGGGCGAGUCCUCUCUCUCUGGGGAUGACGACCCGUCUGCGUUGCCCCCUUCGGGUGUGGUAGCGUUGUCCGAGCCAGACCCAGAGAUGACGGCUAUGCCAUUGGUCCCGCUGGCACGGUCUCGCGGAGCCUGGCUAGCGCUCCCCACCAGUGAGUCCAAGAGAAUUCCAGAGAGAAUUUUUUUCCUUGUUGGAAAAACAGGAGAUGGAAAAAGCAGCACUGGAAAUACGAUUCUUGGAAAACAAAAAUUUACCUGUGCAUCUUCACCUAAUUCAGAACCAGCAGCUUAUUCCUCAGGAGAAAAAAUGGUUAAUGGAAGAAAGAUCAAAGUUAUCGACACAUAUGGAAUCUAUGACACAAAGGUUGAUGAGGACUUUAUCAAAGAAAACCUAAUUAGAUCUCUGGUUGAAUGUGCUGCAGGUGUUCCUGUUUUAACCAUUGUUCUGAAAAUUGGAAGAUACACAUCACAAGAAGAGAAGAUUAAGGAAAAAAUAUGGGAAUAUUUCUCAGAAUGUAAUCUGAAACAUUCAGUGAUCUUAUUCACUCACGGUGAACAGCUAGAAGGUCAAACAAUAGAGGAAUUUGUGAGGAAGAGUCCAAAACUACAGGAAAUCAUUGAUAAAUGUGGAGGUCGCUGUCACGUCAUUGACAACAAAUACUGGAAAAGGCGUUGGUGGGGAUACAGAAGCAACAGGGUCCAGGUAAGAAAUCUGAUGAGGACCAUUGACAAGAUGGUGGAAGAGAAAGGCUGCUAUACCAAUGAGCUGUUUCAGAUGGUGGAGGAAGAAAUUCAACAGGAGAUUGAGAAUAUAAAGGAGAUUGAUUUGUCUCCAGAAGAGAAGAGAGAAAAAGCUAAGCAUAUUGUUUUGAAAAAACUUCUGAUUAGGUUUGCAGGAGUGACAGCAGGGGCACUAACAGGUGCUUUUCUGGGCAUGGGCGUUCCAGUGGCAUCCCUUGUGGCAUUGCUGAAAGGAAUAAAAAAUGAGACAGCAGCUGCUUGUGAUGGAAAAGAAGACAAAGCAGCAGUAGCAGCAGCAGGAGGAGGAGCAGCAGCAGUAGGAACAGCAGCAGUAUCUGCAGUGGCUGGAGUGGUGGAGGCAGUAAUAGCAGCAGAGGCAGGAGCAGCAGUAGCCACAGCAGCAGCUGCAGGAACAGUCACAGCAGUGGAAGCAGGAGUUGCAGCUGGAGCAACAGCAGCAGCAGCAGGAACAGUAGUGGCGGAGGCCGGAGUUGCAGGUGCUGGCAUUGGAGCCGCAGCAGGUUCAGGUAUUGCUGCAGGGGUGAUAUUUGGAGCUGCAGCUCUUGCAGGAGCGAUCGGAGGAGGAGUCACUGGAUACAAAGCAGCAUCAGAAGCUGAUUCUGUGCUUGAUGCCGUUAAGAUUGCAGCCAAAGCCAACUAUGAGAAUGUGAAAGGUGUUGUUGAAAAGGCAGAACAACUCCCUGCUAAUGUUCGUAAGAAAUGGAAAAAAUAA
Molecule: messenger RNA, 1491 nt
Organism: Onychostoma macrolepis
Lineage: Eukaryota; Metazoa; Chordata; Actinopteri; Cypriniformes; Cyprinidae
Exons: 2
Coding region: 1-1491 (496 amino acids)
Molecular function (GO): GTP binding
Source: RefSeq, a predicted model, not a curated record